AUGAGCGACAGCGAAUAUGAAGAAGAGACUACUUAUGUGGUAUUUGACAUUGGCGGUACAGUUACAAAAGAGUUCGUCGAAAAAGUAUCUCAUAAAGAUGGUGGAUGUAGAAUUAUUGGCUUAGAAGAAGGUCAACCUUAUUUGCAACUAGGCGAUGCUGUUUUCGAAGGCGAAAUUGACGAAACAGUAGGCACCCACUUAUUCUUCGAGAUCGAGGAAAGAAAAGCUGAUACUUCAGGUUUAGUACCACUUUUGUCGUCUAUGCGAUCAACAGCCGAGGAAGGGCCAAAGCAACAAAGAUACACUGUCAAAUACGCUUGUCAAACCGAAAAUAUAGUUCAGCUGACUCCAGUAACCAUAAAACCUAAAGACGAUGACAGCCUUGAUGAAUUAUUGGCUGCAAAACAGAGCGCGAGUAACGCAACUAUAUUCUUUGACUCGCUUGCUGCUCCGUCUACAACAGAGAGCAACUCCCCUGAUAUCGAGGCCAUGGAAGAAGAUUGA
Molecule: messenger RNA, 504 nt
Organism: Mycotypha africana
Lineage: Eukaryota; Fungi; Mucoromycota; Mucoromycetes; Mucorales; Mycotyphaceae
Exons: 3
Coding region: 1-504 (167 amino acids)
Biological process (GO): transcription by RNA polymerase III
Cellular component (GO): transcription factor TFIIIC complex
Source: RefSeq, a predicted model, not a curated record